Messenger RNA from Aspergillus puulaauensis, 855 nucleotides. RefSeq lists its product as uncharacterized. The transcript has 2 exons. The record is from RefSeq and is a predicted model, not a curated record. NCBI's taxonomy places the organism in Eukaryota, Fungi, Ascomycota, Eurotiomycetes, Eurotiales, Aspergillaceae. Bases 1 to 855 code for a protein of 284 amino acids.
AUGUUGACACCACACCAAAGCCUGUCCAUCGCCUUGAUAAUCUUCUACACCCCCUCCCUCGCCCCGACAUCCUUCCUCCUGCACAAACACAGUAUCGGCAAAGCAUGGGGGUGGCUAUACCUCUUCGUCUUCGCGAUCCUGCGAGUCGCCGGCGCAGCUCUACAAUUCGCCUCGGAAUCCAGCGACAGUAACGGCCUCCGACGGGCCGCCGCAACCCUCGCGUCCAUCGGCGUCAUGACACUCUUACUUGCGAUGCUGGAGAUCAUCGAGGACGUAAAAUCAACAUUCGCCUCAGACCCAAUCCACCCGCGCGUCUGGACCCUCCUACAUCUGUCACAAUACGCCGCAUUCAUCCUCAGCGUCAUCUACUCCUUCACCAGUCGCGACGACCUCAGCCACGCCGCUGCUAUAAUCGUCACUUGUCUCUUCGCCUGCGAAGUUCUGAUCUGCAUCGUCUUCUAUAUCCGACUUCGCGGGGACGCACCCAAACACAUGAGAAUAGCCGACGACGAUAACUGCACCCAAAGUCCAGAUAAAACAACCCUUCUCCGUCUGGCCCUAUGCAGCACGCCAUGUCUCACCGUGCGAGUCGUCUACCUCCUCCUAUCGACAUUCGCGAACGGGCCCGAAUUCCAAGGGAGGGAUCUUGAUGGGGACGGGGACGCGGAUACGCCUGCCAAUGUCUACAUUGUGGCAUUCAUGCAGUACAUGAUGGAGUUUAUUGUCUUUGUGUUGUUUUUGUACGCGGGCUUUGUUAUCCCGUCUUUGCGCAAGGCGAGGCGCGCUGAGAAGGAGAGGGAGAGGGAGAGUGGGAAUAAGGGGCUUGAGUUACGGGGUGGAAGUGGAAGUGUAUAG